GAGUUAAACUUAUUCCCACUAAGGAUGGAAGGCAAUUUCCUCCCUGAAACCUUGGCUCUCUAUGCUUCCUUCACUCCACCCUCAACAAAUGUGCAGGAUAUGAAAUUGCUGAGGCAUCCACUGCUUUCUGCUUCCCUUUGAAAUCUUAGUUCCCUUAUUUUAAAAAAUAUUUUGCCUUGGUGAUCAUUUCUCAACACUCCCUCAGCCCAGGAGCCUGAGAAGUCCCUACCGGGCCCACUCUCCUCCUGCAUCACCUCUCUUCACACGAAGAUGAAGGUCUCCAUGGCUGCCAUCUUCUGCCUCCUCCUCAUCAUCACCACCAUUGCCCUAGGGUCCAAGAGUAAAUCCUCCUCACGAGGACCUUACCACCCCACGGAGUGCUGCUUCACCUACGUUACCCACACAGUCCUGCGUCAAUGGAUUAUAGAUUAUUACGAGACCAGCAGCCAAUGCUCCAAGCCUGGAGUUGUGUUCAUCACCAAAAAGGGCCGUUCCAUUUGUGCCAACCCCAGUGAUGACUGGGUCCAGGACUACAUCAAGGAGCUGGAGGAGAUCUGAGUGACCCAGAAACAAUGGAGAAGGGCACAGCUCAGAACCUUAAAGAGAAGAGGCCAAGGCCCCCCUUCCACUCCCAACUCUCAGCCCCAAUUACUUCUUGGGAGCUGCCCUGCCUUGAAUUAAA
This is a messenger RNA of Pteropus alecto (black flying fox), 682 nucleotides long. Its product is annotated as C-C motif chemokine 14. Gene Ontology annotation, cellular component: extracellular region. Gene Ontology annotation, biological process: chemokine-mediated signaling pathway; G protein-coupled receptor signaling pathway; immune response. The coding region runs from base 271 to 558 and encodes 95 amino acids. The record is from RefSeq and is a predicted model, not a curated record. Gene Ontology annotation, molecular function: CCR chemokine receptor binding; chemokine activity. Lineage: Eukaryota; Metazoa; Chordata; Mammalia; Chiroptera; Pteropodidae. The transcript is spliced from 3 exons.